This is a messenger RNA of Callorhinchus milii (elephant shark), 1586 nucleotides long. Its product is annotated as gap junction alpha-5 protein. Lineage: Eukaryota; Metazoa; Chordata; Chondrichthyes; Chimaeriformes; Callorhinchidae. The transcript has 2 exons. Gene Ontology annotation, biological process: cell communication. Gene Ontology annotation, cellular component: connexin complex. The record is from RefSeq and is a predicted model, not a curated record. The coding region runs from base 80 to 1204 and encodes 374 amino acids.
AGCAAUCUGCCAGUAUCUGCUCUGUGUGACCACUCCAGUCUGUGAUCUCUGCUGGUAUUAAGGCCAGAUUUGUGCAGAGAUGGGUGAUUGGAGUUUUCUGGGCAAUGUCCUUGAGCAAGUGCAGGAGCACUCAACAGUGAUGGGAAAGGUAUGGUUAUCGGUGCUCUUCAUCUUCAGAAUCCUGGUGCUGGGAACAGCAGCGGAGUCUUCCUGGGGGGAUGAGAAUUCUGACUUUGAGUGCGACACCCUACAGCCUGGCUGUGAAAACGUUUGCUACGAUAAAGCUUUUCCUAUUUCCCACAUCAGAUAUUGGGUACUUCAGAUCAUAUUUGUUUCCACUCCGUCUCUUUUUUACAUGGCCCACACCAUGCACAUUGUGCGGAUGGAAGAGAAGAGAAAACUGAAAGAAGAGAAGAAUCACGCCAGUAAAGACAACGAGCCUUUCUUUCAGGAGAAAGAAUAUUUGGAAGAGAAAGUCACAGUGCAUAUAAAAGAGGAUGGGGUUUGUAAAGUUGCACUGAAAGGAGCUUUACUGCGAACAUAUGUGUUCAGCAUAUUAGUCCGUUCAGUGAUUGAAGUGGGUUUUAUUUUUGGUCAAUACUUAAUAUACGGAAUCUUUUUAAAACCAAUGUUUCACUGCCACAGAUGGCCAUGCCCUAACUCUGUCAACUGCUUCCUGUCCAGACCUACAGAGAAGAAUAUCUUCAUUGUAUUCAUGCUCGCUGUGGCAGGACUUUCACUCUUCCUCAGUCUGCUCGAGCUUUAUCAUCUUGGAUGGAAGAAGCUCAAGGAACUACUGAGCAAUAAGUACAACAAUGAAGCUAUCUGUGACAACUCCAAGAAGGAUCACAGUCUUCCACCAGGCUAUCACAAUGCCCUGGAGAGCUCUUCACCCCACAGCUACACUCCCUUGCCUGGUUUUAACCAUUCUGCAGUGAAUCAGAAUGGUGGGAAUAAUCCUUUCAGUAACAAACUGGCUAGUCAACAGAAUUGUGCCAACUUUGCAACAGAACGGGACAGGGAACACAAUGAUGUGCUAAACGGAGCCUUUAUUCACUUGAAUUAUGCACAGACCAACAAUGAAACCCCAAAUGCGACAGCUCCAGAAAUAAGUCUCCAAGAGACACCACACAAAGAUAAACGACGCCUAAGCAAGUGCAGCAGGGCAAGCAGUAAGGCAAAGUCAGACGACCUGACGGUUUAAUGGAAAUUUGCAAAUGUCCCAAAAGCAAUUUCCUGCAGUCUAGCUGGAUUUGCAGUUGUGUAAUGCAUUAGUGUUACAGGAAUAUCACUAGAUUGAUCAUUUUUUACAUUAAACAUGCUUUUAUCAUUGAUAAAUUUUGGUCAACCGAGGUAUGUCCGCAACAUCAAACAAAUACACCUAAGUUCUAAUUACUGUAUAUGUAAUGAAUACCUUCCUCGACGUACAACUUCUGACUGUUAAUUACUGCUCAUUUUAUUCCAUUACCUCCUUUUUGGUAAAUGCCAACUUGUUUAACUUCAAAAGUAAACGUCUUAUUGGCUUCUUGUUCAGUGACUCGAAAUACAAAAUUAAAAGACACUAAAAUAACUUGUUUUACAGAAUG